AUGGGGACGGCUCUCGCGAUGAGCGUUGAAGCUGUUCGUCGGCAGAUCCCGAAGCACAUGACGGAGUCUCAGCUUCUUGCGAUGUUCAAGGAGUUCGCGAUCGUUGACGAGGUCAACAUCAUCAAGGACAAGGCCACCAAGGCCUCGAGAGGUUGCUGCUUCUUGAGUUGUCCGUCGAGAGAGGAGGCGGAUAAGGCGGUGAAUGCUUGUCAUAAUAAGAGGACGCUGCCGGGGGCUUCUAGUCCAUUACAAGUGAAAUAUGCAGAUGGCGAGUUGGAAAGAUUAGAACACAAACUUUUCAUUGGUAUGCUUCCAAAGAAUGCAUCUGAGGAAGAAGUUUCUGCUUUGUUUUCAAAGUAUGGUAACAUUAAAGACUUACAGAUUUUGAGAGGGUCUCAACAAACAAGCAAAGGUUGUGCUUUUCUGAAGUAUGAGACUAAAGAACAAGCUCUUGCUGCGUUGGAGGCUGUGAACGGGAAACAUAGAAUGGAGGGAUCGAGUGUACCUUUGGUUGUCAAGUGGGCUGAUACCGAGAAAGAAAGGCAAGCUCGACGAGCUCAAAAAGCUCAAUCGCAUGCCUCUAAUGCGACACAUCAGCAACCUUCAUUGUUUGGUGCUUUGCCAAUGGGAUAUAUGCCUCCAUACAAUGGAUUUGGUUAUCAGGCCUCUGGAACUUAUGGACUUAUGCAGUACCCUUUAAGUCCAAUGCAAAACCAAGCUUCCCAUAAUAUGAUUUCGCCAGUCAACCAAGGAAACACAUUGCGAGGGGUUAGUCCUGAGGCAUCAGCUGGUGCGGUGCCUAGAAAUUUUGCUGCAAUGCAGUCUGCUGGCUAUGUAGGCUCAGGAUAUACUGGUGUUCCAGGGCUUCAGUAUCCCCUGGCAUACCAUGGGAAUAUGAUGAGUCAGAGGCCAUCAGGAAAUUCCCAUGGCUUAGUUCACCCUGUAAAUGUGACUAAUAAUGCAUCAACUUCAUCAGGAAACCUUACAAGUUCUGGGAGUCAAACGGAAGGCCCCCCUGGAGCUAAUCUAUUUAUAUAUCAUAUCCCUCAAGAAUUUGGCGACCAAGAGCUAUCAACUGCUUUUCAGGGAUUUGGCAGGGUAUUAAGUGCUAAAGUUUUCAUUGACAAAGCAACCGGUGUCAGUAAAUGCUUUGGUUUCGUAAGCUAUGAUUCACCUGCAGCUGCCCAGGCUGCCAUCAAUGUGAUGAAUGGUUUCCAAUUAGGUGGUAAGAAGCUGAAAGUGCAACUGAAAAGAGAUAAUAAACAGAAUAAAUCUUAUUGACAGCAUCAUCCGAUCUCAAUACUUUAGGGCACAGGAUACAAGUGCUAGCUGUAUAUUUCCUCAUCCUAUAGUGUCACAAAGGUGGGAACUGGAUGCGACAUUAUCAUAUUCAAAUUCUUGAAAUUUGUUACAAUUAAUGUAAUCUAUUGCAGCUUCUUGUAAUUUAUGUAUCAUGAAAAUCCAUUAGACAUCAUCAUUGAAUUCAUUCGAUUGUUCUCUCUAAAUCAUACCAAUGGUUCCUUUGGCUGA
Molecule: messenger RNA, 1530 nt
Organism: Asparagus officinalis (garden asparagus)
Lineage: Eukaryota; Viridiplantae; Streptophyta; Magnoliopsida; Asparagales; Asparagaceae
Product: RNA-binding protein BRN1-like
Exons: 9
Coding region: 1-1281 (426 amino acids)
Cellular component (GO): ribonucleoprotein complex; nucleus; cytoplasm
Molecular function (GO): mRNA binding
Source: RefSeq, a predicted model, not a curated record